AUGUCUGCACAUUACGCACCGCUGCCAACGCAGCAGUCAUCACGAGACGUUGAUCGUGAACUCAACGACGCCUUUGAGUCCGACGGCGAUGAUGAUGAGGAUUACAUUGAACUCUCUCCAUCUAAUCAUCCCCUCAAAAGUACGCCAGGUAGUACGACAGUUCCUGGAAUUUAUGACUUUGAGCGGAAUUACGAUUACGACCGUCCGCCCCCUGGUUCUCCCCCACAGCUUCUAGCGAUUGCUUUACCCAACGAUAUUGGCAAUUCGAACGGCGAAUUACCAACCUCUCCUUUGGGAACGACAUUACCACGACCAUCAUUCUUGCGCAGGGCAGUUGGGGCUAUCUUACCUACUCAUUAUGUCCGCAAUGAUGGAGUGUUCUCAAAUGUUGUCGUCAAACCCGCCUCCUCAGCCUCAGUGCCAAUACAAGCUGAUGAUGGCAGCAUCUACAUGGUCCCUGAGGACACGCAGAACAAUGCUCCACCCUCUUAUGCGGCAGCCCAAGCAGAUGCUGUACCCCCGUAUUGGGAUACUAUCAUACACGCUCCUUCCGGAAUGGAUAGCGAUGCUGGGAUGAUUGUCGGCGAUCUUCCCUCGGGCUCCAUCCUCGCAUUCAUUUCGAACCUCUUCGUCUCAUUUUUCUUCCAGUUCAUCGGCUUCCUCCUCACAUACCUCCUCCACACUACACACGCCGCAAAGUAUGGCUCGAGAGCAGGCCUUGGGUUAACAUUGAUCCAAUAUGGCUUUUACUCUCGUUCUGCAGCAGAUGCGAUGCAUCCCACGGCUGAUGGCAAUGGCAUUCCUGAUGUUCUCAUGCUAUCCGCCCCGCCUUCAUCUUCAUCCUUGGCUCCUAUGCCUCAGGACAAUACCAAUACCAAUACCAUUGUUCUCAACAUGUCUUCACGAGAGUGGCUAUCAUUUCUUUUGAUGACUCUCGGUUGGUUUUUGCUCCUUUCCUCUUUGGUCGGUUUCUGGCGUGUGAAGAACUGGGAAUCUGCCAUCCGUGCCUUCAAGUGCACAUGAACCCCAAUCACCUGAGGAUAUUGCUCGUGACAUCGCAGCUGAGGAGAAAUAUCGAGCAGGCGUUCGAUAUCGCACCGCUUGAAGAGAGUGAGCACACGUCUCUCGGUUCGCCCUUCGCAGCCACGCCA
Suillus fuscotomentosus is the source of this 1151-nucleotide messenger RNA. RefSeq lists its product as uncharacterized. The coding region runs from base 1 to 1023 and encodes 340 amino acids. The transcript is spliced from 5 exons. Gene Ontology annotation, cellular component: perinuclear region of cytoplasm; Golgi apparatus; endoplasmic reticulum. Gene Ontology annotation, biological process: positive regulation of protein ubiquitination; vacuolar transport; metal ion transport. The record is from RefSeq and is a predicted model, not a curated record. Lineage: Eukaryota; Fungi; Basidiomycota; Agaricomycetes; Boletales; Suillaceae.